CUACUUCUUGAAAGGUCCAUAAUCUUCAUGAGGUGGGACGUGACUGGAGCUGGCGCAACCUCAGGGUGCCUCAGGAUGGGAAGAGAGAGAAAGAGAGAGAAAAGCAAGUCAUCAGCGGACACAAUUUGUCGUGUGUUGAGUGUUUUGACGUCCCACGAUGAAUCCCAUUUUUAUUUGUAGAGUGCAACUGACAUUGUAAACCAUCCAGGCAUUAUUUUAUGACAUAAGGAAGUGAACUGAAUAACACUGAUUAUCUCUUCAUCAUGGCACCUGUUAGUAGGUGGGAUAUUUUAUUAGGUGGCAAGUGAACAUUCUGUCCUCAAAGUUAAUGUGUUAUAAGCAGGAAGAAAUGGGCAAGUGUAAGAUUCGACCGAGUUUGACAAGAGACAAAUUGUGAUGUCUAGACGACUGGGUCAGUAGUCCAAAACUAAUAUAUAUAUUAUGUACAUGUCAUAGAGAGGCUACAGGUUUUGAGCAAACAUAUUUCCGGCCUAAACGGAUCACGUGGUCUGACUACGGCGCCCCCUAUUGGCUCCCGGAUCUGUCGAUCUACACUCUCCGGGUUCCGCCCCCUGGUGAUCCGCAGCAGACGUUCGCGGGUUACAGUGGAUCUGUUCCGUGCGGCUGUCAGGGACUUUUACCCGGAAUGGAGCAGGGCUGCACCUCUGACUCUUCUGCGGAAGCAGUGAGGUUUAGUAGAAAACAAGAGGAGGGAAAUUAAAAGGUAAAAAUCAUUCUGGAUAUUUGUGUGUGUUUCGUUAGCGCGGAACUGUGACUGACAGCUGGGGCGGAGGAGCAGGAACCGAGCGGAACUGAUUCGAGGCGCGACGAGGCGGCGGUGAUGGCGGCUCUCGGAAACCCCGGCAGCGCCUCCGGCCCCAUUCUCAUGCUGGCCGCUAAAACCAAAACCAAGAAGAAGAACUUCGUCCAGCAGAAGGUGAAGGUGUUCCGAGCCAGCGACCCGGUGCUCAGCGUCUUUAUGUGGGGAGUAAAUCACUCGAUUAAUGAUCUCAACCAGGUUCCUGUCCCAGUCAUGCUUCUCCCUGAUGACUUUAAAGCCAACACCAAAAUCAAAGUCCAGAACCAUCUUUUUAACAAAGAGAACCUUCCAGGGCAUUUCAAAUUCAAAGAGUACUGCCCACAAGUGUUCAGGAACCUUCGCGAGCGAUUCGGAAUCGAGGAUCUUGACUACCAGGCCUCUCUGACCCGCAGUCCCCCAGUGAAGGGGAAGGGUCAGGGCGAGGGUCUCCCCUUCAUCUCGUACGACCGCACUCUGGUGAUGAAGCAGAUCUCCAGCGAGGAUGUGGCCGACAUGCACAGCAUCCUCUCCGAAUAUCACCAGCACAUCGUGAAGUGCCAUGGCAACACGCUCCUGCCUCAGUUCCUCGGCAUGUACCGCGUGAGUGUGGAAAGCGAGGAUACGUACCUCAUAGUCAUGAGGAACAUGUUCAGCCACCGACUUACCGUGCACAGGAAAUACGAUCUUAAGGGUUCCUUGGUGUCCCGAGAGGCCAGCGAUAAAGAGAAGGUGAAAGAGUUGCCCACCUUCAAGGACGUCGAUUUCAGGAACAACAUGCAGAAGGUGUACGUGACCGAGGAGGAGAAAGAAAAGAUCAUGGAGAAGCUCAACAGAGACGUUGAGUUCCUGGUAAAGCUGAAGAUAAUGGACUACAGCCUGCUCCUGGGGAUCCACGACGUGGCUCGGGCCGAGCGCGAGGAAGAGGAAGCGGAGGAACCGAGCUGCGAGGACGAAGGCGAGCCGGAGAACGGCGUCAACCCCACGUCGCACGUCGGCUCCUACGGCACGUCCCCUGAAGGCAUCGCCGGCUACAUGAACUCUUUUAAACCCAUGGGCCCCGGAGAGUUCGACCCGUACUUGGACGUUUACGCCGUCAAAAGCGCCCCAGGCGCUCCGCAGAGGGAAGUGUACUUCAUGGGCCUCAUCGACGUACUAACGCAGUACGAUACAAAGAAGAAAGCUGCGCACGCAGCCAAGACUGUUAAGCACGGGGCCGGAGCAGAAAUCUCCACAGUUCACCCGGAACAAUACGCCAAGCGUUUCCGCGACUUCAUCUCCACCAUCUUCGCGUAGUGCAUCACCAUCGCACUUUAUUCCCAGUUGUCGUUGUUUUGUUUUUUUUGUACAUAUUUUACCAAAACUAACGCGCGAGCGUGAAAGAACCCACACAUUCCGAUUACCCGCACGUGACCAAACGCACAGUCGUUUGCUUCCAUUUAGGACACUUUUUAUUCGAAGACAUGUGAUGCUGUAGCAGUAACACACUACAAACGUCCUCCCGGUCUCUUUCCCUCUCUCUCUCUCUCUCGCUAUUUCUCCAUCUCUUUCGGAACGGAGGAACAUGAACCGCCGUUCUCUGCCGCUCGCUUUCUCCCAGCGGCGCUCGAUCGCACGCGCGAUUUCUUCAUGCCGUUCGGUAGCAUUUGCACCUAAUGUCUAGAGAAAAGCAAUAUUUUGAAUGUUCAUAUUUGUAUAAACGCCUAGAGUUUAGCGUUCAAUGUUUUCUAGCAAUUUUAUGCAGUUUAGACGGGGAAGAAGAAGGAAAAACACUUCGCAACUUAGAGAACAGAACUAGAAUCCGCACGCCGUGUUGUUUCUUUUUUUUUAUUUAUAAUGCGAUUCAGUGUUUGGACAAUUUUUUUCUUUUCAAUUUUUUUUUUCUAAAGAUUUUCAGUAACUUUUUUUUUUUUUUUUUUUUUUUUUUUAUUAUAAAGAUUUUAAUAUUUCACACAUCAGUUCUUUUGUGGUUUAAUAAAGACCUAAGCGCCUUCAUACAUAGGGGGAAAUCAACACUUGUAAUUUUAUUUAAUUUACAUGAUUGCAGUGUUUUUGUAAUUUCACACACACACACCUCUCUCUCUUAACUUUCGGCUGCCAGUUUGUUGUUUCCUGUUAAAGUCCAUCGACAACCUCGUGACACGUUUCCUGUUCCAGCCCCGAGCAUUUUCAUACCUUUUUCAUUAAGCCACUGGGGACGUCUGCGUUUUGAGAUUUUUGGGAGGAAUAAAAUAUCAAUCAUGCAAUCAUUAAACAACGUGAGCAAGAAAGUGAA
Molecule: messenger RNA, 3071 nt
Organism: Silurus meridionalis
Lineage: Eukaryota; Metazoa; Chordata; Actinopteri; Siluriformes; Siluridae
Gene: pip4k2ca
Product: phosphatidylinositol-5-phosphate 4-kinase, type II, gamma a
Exons: 10
Coding region: 842-2092 (416 amino acids)
Biological process (GO): phosphatidylinositol metabolic process
Molecular function (GO): phosphatidylinositol kinase activity
Source: RefSeq, a predicted model, not a curated record